Molecule: messenger RNA, 1194 nt
Organism: Lottia gigantea (owl limpet)
Lineage: Eukaryota; Metazoa; Mollusca; Gastropoda; Lottiidae
Exons: 10
Molecular function (GO): nucleic acid binding; ATP binding
Source: RefSeq, a predicted model, not a curated record
UAUUUGCAGUUUGAAUCAAUUAGAAAGAUAUUAAAGGGUGAUCAAGUUAUGAUAUCAGCUGAAACUGGAAGCGGUAAAACACUAGCUUAUCUUGUUCCAUUACUAGAAAAAAUAAAGCAAUUUACAGAGAAAUUUGAUCGAAAGAAAGUAUUUAAUUCACCAAUAGCUAUUGUAAUAUUACCAUCACUUGAAUUGGCAGAUCAGGUUGGGAAUGUAUUAGAUAGUUUAAAAGAUUAUACAGGGUUAAAACAUUGUGUUGAAGCCUCUCAGUCCAAAACAAGAAGAAAAAAGAUUUUUGAUGAAGAAUAUAUAGAUAUAUUAGUUGGUACACCUGGUAUGAUAGCUAGAAAACUUUAUCAUCAAGAAAUACACUAUACUUAUUUACAACAUAUAGUUCUAGAUGAGGCAGACACAUUACUAGAUGAUAGUUUUAGUCAUCUUAUAAUUAAAAUAUUGAAUAAAUUACAGGUGUCACAUGGAGAAGUUGUUGAAGAUAACAAUGUUGGUUAUUUACAAAGUGGUGCUCAGUUUAUAGUAGUUAGUGCCACAUUACCUAGAAAUUUACAGUCAACAAUUCAAAAAUAUUUACCUGUUGAUGAUAUGACCAAAGUAACGACUCCUCAUUUACAUAAAAUCAUGCCUCAUGUUCAACAGAAAUUUAUUAGAGUCAAGUCUUCUGAUAAGUUAGGUAGGAUUAUUUUCCUUAUUUUAUUAUUAAAGAAGAAGAAAAAGCCUUCAAUGGUAUUUUGUAAUAAAGGAGAAACAGCAUAUUGGUUACAGAAAACAUUCAAAGAGCAAAAUAUGAAUUGUUUGUUAUUGUCUGGUGGUGUUUCAGACAGGGAGAGAUAUGGACAGUUUGAACUAUUUCAGCAAGGUAAAGAAGAUAUAUUGGUGUGUACUGAUAUAGCAUCAAGAGGAUUAGACACUUCGAGGGUAGAACAUGUGAUCAAUUUUGAUUUCCCAUGUUUUAUGUCUGAUUACAUACAUAGAGCAGGUCGUGUUGGUAGAGUUGGGUCAUACCAACCUGGUUUUAUCACAAGUUUUGUCACCCAUAAAUGGGAUGUGGAUUUAUUAUGGAAAAUUGAGACUGCAGUAAGGAAACAAAGUGAACUGCACAAUGUAAAUGCUAAUAUCAAGAGAAAAUUAGAAGGAGUAGCAGAGAAAAGACUUGAUGAAUAUAGUAGACAGGAAUAA